GACGAGGAAGACGCACAGGACGCUGCGCACAACAUGGGCAACCACCUGCCGCUCCUGCCUGGAACUCUUUAGAGUUAGGAGUUUGAAACAGUGUUCUCCAAGGUGGUCUUCUUGGAGCCUGUCCUUUUUCAGACGAGGAAGCUGAGACUUACUGAGCAGAGAGUGAAGAAGAAGAUGAAAUUGAAAUGGAAGUUGAAGACCAGGACAGCAAAGAAGCAAAAAAACCAAACAUCAUAAAUUUUGACACGAGUCUGCCAACCUCACACACGUAUCUGGGCGCUGACAUGGAGGAGUUCCAUGGCAGGACUUUGCAUGACGACGACAGUUGUCAGGUGAUCCCGGUGCUCCCACAGGUGAUGAUGAUCCUGAUUCCCGGGCAGACUUUACCUCUACAGCUGUUUCGCCCUCAAGAAGUCAGUAUGGUGCGGAAUUUAAUUCAGAAAGAUAGAACCUUUGCAGUUCUUGCAUACAGUAAUAUACAGGAAAGGGAAGCACAGUUUGGAACGACAGCAGAGAUAUAUGCCUAUCGAGAAGAACAAGACUUUGGAAUUGAAAUAGUGAAAGUGAAAGCAAUUGGAAGACAAAGGUUCAAAGUCCUGGAACUCAGAACACAGUCAGAUGGAAUCCAGCAAGCUAAAGUGCAAAUUCUUCCUGAAUGUGUGUUGCCUUCAACCAUGUCUGCAGUUCAGUUAGAAUCCCUCAAUAAGUGCCAGAUAUUUCCUUCAAAACCUGUCUCAUGGGAAGACCAGUAUUCAUGUAAAUGGUGGCAGAAAUACCAGAAGAGAAAGUUUCAUUGUGCAAAUCUGACUUCGUGGCCCCGCUGGCUGUAUUCUCUGUAUGAUGCUGAAACCUUGAUGGAUAGAAUUAAGAAACAGCUACAUGAGUGGGAUGAAAAUCUAAAAGAUGAUUCUCUUCCUUCAAAUCCAAUAGAUUUUUCUUACAGAGUGGCCGCGUGUCUUCCUAUUGAUGAUGUAUUAAGAAUUCAGCUCCUUAAAAUCGGCAGUGCCGUCCAGCGGCUUCGCUGUGAAUUGGACAUCAUGAACAAAUGUACUUCCCUUUGCUGUAAACAAUGUCAGGAAACAGAGAUCACAACCAAAAAUGAAAUAUUCAGUUUAUCCUUAUGUGGGCCCAUGGCAGCAUAUGUGAAUCCUCAUGGAUAUGUGCAUGAGACACUGACCGUGUAUAAAGCUUCCAACUUGAACCUGAUAGGCCGGCCUUCAACAGAGCACAGCUGGUUUCCUGGGUAUGCAUGGACCAUCGCCCAGUGUAAGAUAUGUGCAAGUCACAUCGGAUGGAAAUUCACAGCCACCAAAAAAGACAUGUCACCUCAAAAAUUUUGGGGUCUGACUCGAUCUGCUCUUUUGCCCACAAUUCCAGACACUGAUGAUGAACUGAGCCCAGACAAAGUGAUACUUUGCUUGUAAACAGAAGUGGUAUGGAUAGGAAUCUAACAAAUUGGUAUUCUCAUAUCUGCUUUGGAAAUUAAUGCCUAAAAUGUAUCACUUAACAGCAACAUUACAUGGCGGCCUGCUGACUUACCCACGUUGAGGAGGAGAGGAGACCACAGCUUAUUUUCUGGAGUGUUAUCCCACAGGUCUGCUCUGGUUCUGUGUCAGUGACAGGACCUGGAGGUAUACAUACCAAAUUACUCCUAUUCUGGCAGCGGCGUUCAACAGCGGGGAAGCAGUGCACGUUUCUUUUUGAAAGAUGCAGGUCUGUGUAUAUUGUUACUUUCAGAGGAGUUUGUUGCUUUCAAUUUUCUGUAGCUUCUGAGAGAUACUGAUUUGUAAAUUUUGAAAAUAUUAAAACAUGCACUUUUAGCCUGAAAAA
Messenger RNA from Marmota monax (woodchuck), 1830 nucleotides. It is a transcript of the gene Crbn, whose product is annotated as cereblon. Bases 186 to 1424 code for a protein of 412 amino acids. Gene Ontology annotation, cellular component: Cul4A-RING E3 ubiquitin ligase complex. The transcript is spliced from 12 exons. The record is from RefSeq and is a predicted model, not a curated record. Gene Ontology annotation, biological process: protein ubiquitination. Lineage: Eukaryota; Metazoa; Chordata; Mammalia; Rodentia; Sciuridae.